CGGCAGCUUCUCCUGAACAACUCGCAGGGAGAAAAUCAAAACGAAAAUCAUAAAGAUGAACUUUCUGCUGUGUCAUAUAGUGAUAAAACCGAGGCAGCCUCUCCUGCACCCCAGACCAUCUGACCUGACUGGAGCUGGAUCAGCCAGGCAGACCCGGCCAGCGCACAGUGAUGCACAGACAGAGAAGCGGAUUGGCAGGCUGGUGAUGAGGCGAGUUUGUGUGCCAGAUUUGGACCAGAAGUUUUCUGACGUGGCCGAGAUCUUCAACGAACAGCACGAGCGCUAUGAGGCCAUGGUCCGACAUAUCAGGAACCUGCGUCAGAGCUGCGGGUGUAACUACAAUGAUACUCUGGCUUUAGACGAAUGUUUGGGGACCAUCAGAGCUGAGCAUGAGACCAGGUACAGGGUCUCCCUUAAGAUAAAGGGCUAUGACUUCACCCUCAAUGUGGUUCCUGUGAUUGAAGGUGAGGAGGAACCAAUGCCUCCACACCUGCAAUUGGCCAAGGAUGAAAUGAAGCGCACUUCUGAAGACGCCAAAGCCACCAUCUCAAAGGGUACCACACUUCAAGAGUUGAUUGGCUGGCUGCUCCGUAGCAAAGAUCAAAUGGCUGAGCAAGUGAAAGUGGCAGCGGUAACACACCAAGAGCAAGGAAGACUGCAUGAGAACCUGGAGGAGAACUUGAAGGAAGUGAGGAGGGCGAAGGAGUUGUCGCUGGGAUACAGACAACAAGCCGGGGAAGUUUUCACUGAGGCUGCACAGAUAGCAGGGGCUUAUCUGUAGUUUAUGCACUUAUUAUAUUCUCAAUUUGUAUCCACCAAUCACAAUACACGGGUACAGGAUUCAAAUAUUCACAGAGGUUAUGCACAAUUAUGCACACACAAAACGUCAUUUAAAUGUGCCAAGUAUUCUCUCUGCUUUGCCGGCCAUUGCAGCCUCUUGUAUGAUAAGACUUUCACUUAUGUCUUUGUUUUAAAUGUUUUGUUAACUUUUAAUAAAUAAAGCAGAUACUCACUUUAACAAUUAAACUAAAUUGUCUGUGCAAAGACAGUAUUUUCCUGGAUGGGUGUAAUCUUACCAGCUAACAUCAGGGGGCAUUGCAGACUUACUUAUUUUAGCAGUUGCCUUUAUAGUCAUAUUCUUCAGAUCAAGUCUGUUUUUCAGAAAUUACACUAUAUGGAUAAAGAAUCCCUAAAUAACAGAAUAAGGUAUCAAAAAAUGAAUCUCUUGGUAUUUUUUAAGAUUUUUUUUACCUUAUUAGACACUUACAUUUUCCACAAAUGUUGCCACAAGGAAAGAUUGUUAUAAUGUCUUCCCUAAUUCAAUAGAGAGCAGGAUGCAGUCAGGUCUCAGUCUUGAAUAGAAGCAAUGGUAAUUGGACCAGAGGUUUGUUGUGACUGUAGUGUUUUCGAGGGAGCAGAUUUGCUGAUUGUUGUCAACAAAAGCCCAUGCAUUUAUUAAUUGAUUAAAAACCACAGCUUUCCAUCUGCUAUUAAUGUGAAAGCAAACAAACACAUGGUCAUAUGCCAUCUUGAUAAUUAAUUUCGGAUAAUCCAUUGUUCCAGUGGUCAUGGUCAAGUGGUCAUGCAUUAUUUAUUCAACGAUUUAGAGUCCGGCUUAAGCGUUGAACUUUACAGAUUAAUGUGGCCUUAAAGUGUGCGAGAUGAA
This is a messenger RNA of Anoplopoma fimbria (sablefish), 1666 nucleotides long. RefSeq lists its product as uncharacterized. The record is from RefSeq and is a predicted model, not a curated record. The transcript is spliced from 4 exons. The coding region runs from base 56 to 781 and encodes 241 amino acids. NCBI's taxonomy places the organism in Eukaryota, Metazoa, Chordata, Actinopteri, Perciformes, Anoplopomatidae.